Coniophora puteana RWD-64-598 SS2 is the source of this 3578-nucleotide messenger RNA. Its product is annotated as acetyl-CoA synthetase-like protein. Lineage: Eukaryota; Fungi; Basidiomycota; Agaricomycetes; Boletales; Coniophoraceae. The coding region runs from base 210 to 3578 and encodes 1122 amino acids. The transcript is spliced from 13 exons. The record is from RefSeq and is a predicted model, not a curated record.
UCAUUGGAUGCCUUUCGUGCGUCAACUCGGAGCCAUAACCCAGCUACACCGAUGCUCGCCGACCCCUACUGAGCCGCCCCUCUCGCAGGCCAGCCUUUGGUGGAGCAAGCAUUGGGAUAAAUUGACGUCGAGGAUUGCGACAAUGCGGUUCAACAUAGACAUCUUUCACUCCUGUUCUUUCCAGAAACCCUAUCCUCGCUCAUACAGUCAUGACUGGUCCAUCUUACUCUUCCAACCACGCUAGUCUUCAUUACCCGCCGAAUGACGGCUCUUUGAACCACCCUGAGGUCCUCGAGUUCAAUGCGAAACAUAACCCGGACGCCCCCUUUUUCAUCUUCGCACGUGACGUUGAGGGCAAUGAAUUUGCGACUAUAACUCAUCGAGAGUUCCGAGAUGGGUGUCAUCGCGUAGCCCAUGCUCUCCGCCCGGGACGAGAGGGACCCGAAGGCCAGGUCUUCAGUAUCAUCGCAAAUUCAGACUCGAUCUUGUACCAGACGUAUGUCAUGGGCAUGAUUCUUGCAGGCUUUGUGCCGUAUCCGAUGUCUCCGAGGAAUUCUGCGCGGGCCGUUGUGAGCAUGAUGACCAAGGUCUCAUCUCAUCACAUCCUUGCUACACCGGAUGUCGCUAGUACGCUCAUUCGCGACGUCAAGCGAGAGUUAGAGGCGUCCUCGACGUCGAAUUAUCCAAUUCAUGUGGUCAACACGCCCAGGUUAGACCUCGUCUACCCUCAGCUAGUCGCCAAGGAUGCUUCCGCAUCGGUCGAAGACUAUCCUUCCGCCCCCCAUCGUCCUGCCCCUUCGGACGUCAUGUUGUACUUGCAUUCGUCGGGCAGUACUGGCCACCCGAAGUCUAUCCCUCAGACGUACCAGACGUCGCUAGAUUGGGCUCGUCUCCCCUUUGCCCACGAUAUGCCUAAUUAUCCUACAUACUUGCGCAUCGGCGCCAUGUCUCUGCCUCCGUUCCACACACUUGGUCUCUCAAUACAACUAUACACCCCAAUGUUUGCGCUUCGCCCCGUCGUGCAUUUCCGCCCGUCCGCGCUUGACUCCACCGCCACCCUCCCUGUCGCUCCUAAUGCCGAAAACCUCAUCGAAUACAUCAAGAAGUCCAAGGUCAAUAUGAUCAUUGUCGUCCCCUCCUUCCUCGAGCAGUGGUCGAAUGAACCCAAGCAGAUCGAGAUUCUCAAGGGAUUAGAGUUCGUCGUUUAUUCCGGUGGCCCCCUUUCGAUCAAGUGCGGUGAUGCGUUGGCUGCGCAGGGCGUACGCAUCGUCCCACUGUAUGGCGGGACUGAAUUCGGAGGGGUGUCGUGCUGCGUACCCAACCCACGUACUGACGCGCGUGAGGAUUGGGUGUGGAUACGCAUCCCCGAAAUCGUGAAGACGCGAUGGGUCCCUCAAGGUGAUGAUACUUAUGAACUGCAAAUUCUGACGUCAGAAUCGUUCCGCCCCUCCGUCGAGAACAUUCCCGAUGUUCGUGGAUACGCAACCUCGGAUGUCUUUGAGAAGCACCCUACAAAGGAAGGGCUCUGGCGCAUCGUCGGGCGCGCUGAUGAUGUCAUCAUCCUCUCAACGGGGGAAAAGACAGUCCCAGUGCCGAUGGAGGGCGCGAUUCUCGCGCAACCAGCCGUCGCCGGAGUUGUGCUCUUUGGACGUGAACGCACUCAAGUAGGCGCCCUCGUCGAGCCGCGACAAGGGUACAAAGUAGAUGUCAAUGACCCUGCUCAGAUCGCCAAGUUCCGAAACUUGAUAUGGCCAGCCGUCGAGGAAGCGAACAAAGAUGCACCCACAUUCAGUCGCAUCUUCAAAGAGAUGGUCCUUGUCACUAGCCCCGACAAACCGAUGCUCCGCGCUGCGAAGGGCACGGUAAAUAAGAAGGCGACAAUCAAACUUUACCAGUCCGAAAUUGACCAGCUAUAUGACACUGUUUUGGCGAGCGCAAGCGCAGGUACAGAUGUCCCACUUCCUGAGAGCUGGACGCCCGAUGCCGUCGAGCCCUGGCUCCAGACGCACAUCACCCACAUCAAUAAUGAUAAGAAGGCUGAUCCGGGUGUCGACUUUUUCGCUCAGGGUUUCGACAGCCUGUCGGCGACGUUCCUGCGGAAUCGCAUCGUUGGCUCGCUCAAGCACGCGGACGACCCAGAACUCAGAGAACGCUCUGAGAAGAUCAGCCAGAACUUUAUCUUCGCCUACCCGACGGUGCAUCAACUCGCUCGAGCUGUUUGCGCGAUCGUCAAAGGAGAAUCAGGCGAAGCUGCGAUUGACGUCGCUCGACAUGUGGAGGCGAUGGAAGCAAUGAUCAAGAAGUACUCGGUCGGACUCCCUGGCGCUGGUGCGAAAGCGGCGCCGAACGGUCACGUCGCCAUGCCAAAGGGCGCAAGCGUAGUUCUUCUGACGGGCUCGACGGGUGCGCUCGGAAGCGAGCUCCUGGCAGGGCUUCUUGCCCGAGACGAUGUGCAGACCGUGUACGCGUUCAACCGACCCGGAAAAGGGCAGUCUCUUCUCGAGCGUCAGUCGGCGGCGUUUGAGUCACGCGGGCUGGACUCGAAGAUUCUCAAGUCCGAUAAGCUGGUGUUGAUCGAGGGGGACGCGGAGCAGGAGAACCUUGGCCUACCCGACGACAUCUACGAGAAGAUCCGCAGUUCAGUGACUCAUAUUAUUCAUAAUGCUUGGCGCGUCAACUUCAACCUCGCACUCUCCUCAUUCGAGCCCCAAGUUCAUGGUUCCCGUAACUUAAUCGACCUCGCCCGCACAGCUCAGUCUGGACAAGUCCCAGGACGAGGCAGUGUACGGUUCAUGUUUGCGUCGUCUAUCGCCUCUGCGCAGAACUGGUCGCGGGAUCUGCAUGAUGCUGUGAGUAGGGUACCCGAAGAUUUAGGGCCCAAUGUAGAAUGGGCUGUUGGGAAUGGGUACGGAGAAGGGAAGGAAGUCACACAACGGAUCCUAGUCCAAAGCGGCCUCCCAUCGACGAGCUUCCGCAUCGGGCAGAUGUCGGGUGGCUUGCCGCGCGGCGCAUGGUCAACCACCGAGUGGUUCCCAAUCAUCGUCAAGUCAAGUGUCAGCAUGGGGAUGUUACCCGAUGCGAAGGGACUCACAACGUGGCUUCCUAUGGAUGCCGCUGCGCGCGCGAUGCUCGAUGUCACGUUCUCUGCAAACGAGUUGCCGAAAAUACUCAAUCUCGUGCACCCUCGCGGAACACCUUGGUCUAAGUUGAUUGAACCUAUCAGCGAAGCGUUGGCGCGCGUAAACCAAGGGAAGAAGCUCCCUCUCGUGCCGUUCGCCGACUGGUUCGCAGAGCUCGAGAGACUUUCGCAGGCCCCAAAUGCGGGAGACGAAGCGGAGAUCCAGAGAGUGCCCGCACUGAAGUUGCUUGAUUUCAUGCGCGGCCUCGCCCGCGCGGACAUCGCCAUGCGCGAAGCACAAGAUACGGACGAGCUCGAAGCCGUGGGAUUCCAGCCAUUUGCGACGGCUAAGGCGCAAGAAGUGAGCGAGACAAUGCGUACGCUGGAACCACUUACUGCUCGUGAUGCAUUGCGCUGGGUCGAGUACUGGGAUUCCGUGGGUAUGUUCGCGAGCGCUUGA